GUAUCCACAUCAUUCCCUGAUGAGCCAUGUACAUCCAACGGCGAUUCUGUUACUAAGUCUUCUUCCGCUGAUGUCUGUACUCAUCGUACUUCAAAAGAUAAUACUGCUUAUUCUUUGGGAGCAGCAAAAAGAAAGGCUAAAAGUAAAUCUAAAAUAUCAUCUGUAAGUCAAGCUAGCAUUUAUGAUAACGACAAGCAAGCACUCGAAAGACUCGACGAAGGUAAUAAUGAUUUGCCACCUCUGAAGCAGCAAAGUAAUGUCCAAGUAGUACAGACAUUAAGUGGCCGUCGAUCAUCGACAACUUUAUUUCCACUCACGUCUGCGCAAAUUAAUUUAGUACGUAGCAUUUGGCGUCAAGUUUAUAUCACUAAAGGUCCAAUCGUAAUUGGCUCAACUUUAUUGCAUCGAAUUUUCUUCAAAUCAGUCAAAACCAAGCAACAAUUUGUUAAGUGCAUAUUUCCGCAACGCUUUCCUAACCGCGACAGCUUUAACAAAUCACACGCAAAGGCAUUUGGUGAAAUGUUGGAUAAAAUCAUUGAAAAUUUGGAAAACUUAGAAUUAAUGGAUGGAACUUUGCAAGCGAUCGGCGCUCUUCAUGCAGAGAUUGAUGGAAUAGAUAUAUCCAGAAGAAUGUGGAAUUUAAUGGCUGAGGUAUUCAUUGACUGCACUUUGGAGUGGGGUGAUAAAAAGGGUCGUACAGAGACAGCAAGAAAAGCUUGGGCUUUAAUUAUUGCAUUUGUGAUCGAGAAAAUUAAAGCUGGUCAUGCAAAUAAGAGGCGACAAUUAGCUCAACUCAGACGUUGUCCAUUCAGCUCAAAUCAGACGUUGUCUACUAUCUCGAGAAUGUCAUUUGAAACUCUUUCUCAGCCACAUGUUCCGUCAGUUCGAUUGCAAAAGCAACUUUCUGAACUUUCACCUGAAAAUGAUUGA
This is a messenger RNA of Thelazia callipaeda (thelaziosis nematode), 930 nucleotides long. The record is from the annotation of a GenBank genome assembly. NCBI's taxonomy places the organism in Eukaryota, Metazoa, Nematoda, Chromadorea, Rhabditida, Thelaziidae.